AUGUCGGGGCAGCGUGGCGGUGUGGGGGGUGGGGGUGGUGGGGCACAGUGGGGCUCCAGCGGCAACACAAACAGCUCCAGCAGCAAUCCACACGGACUCAAGCAGAUCGACCUUGACCAGAUAUGGGGCGACCUGAGGCAAGGCAUUGAGCAGGUGUACAACAGCCAGGAGAUGUCCCGGCCGCGCUACAUGCAGCUCUACACACACGUCUACAACUACUGCACCUCGGUCCACCAGCAGUCCACCAAGGCGGGCAGCAGCGGCGGUGGACAGCGGGCCAAGAAGAGCACAGCGGCGGGCAGCGGAGCACAGUUUGUGGGGUUGGAACUGUAUAAACGCUUAAAAGACUUCCUCAAGACAUACCUUCUCACGCUGAUGAAGGAUGGUGUAGACCUGAUGGAUGAAGAGGUGCUCAGAUUCUACACCAGGCAGUGGGAAGAGUACCAGUUCUCCAGCAAGGUGUUGAACGGGGUGUGUGCCUACCUGAACCGACACUGGGUGAAGCGGGAGUGUGAUGAGGGACACAAAGGUAUUUACGAGAUCUACCAGCUGGCUCUCGUCACCUGGAGGGACCACCUCUUCCAGCCUCUCAACAAGCAGGUGACCAACGCAGUACUGAAGCUGAUUGAGAGGGAGAGGAACGGAGAGACCAUCAACACCAGGCUUGUCUCCGGCGUCAUGAACUGCUACGUGGAACUGGGUCUGAACGAGGAUGAGCCCAGUGCAAGGGGCCAAAACUUGUCUGUGUACCGGGAGUCCUUUGAGAACACCUUCCUGGAGGACACGGAGCGCUUCUACACCAGGGAAAGCACCGAGUUCCUGAGAAAUAAUCCUGUCACUGAGUACAUGAAGAAGGCCGAGACACGUUUACUGGAGGAGCAGCGGCGGGUGCAGGUGUACCUUCACGAGACCACACUGGAGAAGCUUGGCAAGGCUGAGAAGGUGCUCAUUGAGAAGCACCUGGAGAUCUUCCACAAUGAGUUCCAACAUUUACUCAAUGACGACAAGAAUGAAGACCUGGCCAGGAUGUACCAGCUUGUCUCCAGGAUACCCGACGGCCUGCGUGAGCUGCGGACACUCCUGGAGCAGCACAUCACCAACCAGGGUCUCGCCGCCAUCGACCGCUGCGGUGACUCAGCCAUUAAUCAGGAUCCCAAGAUUUACGUGCAGACAAUCCUGGAGGUUCACCGCAAGUACAACUCUCUGGUGCUGACGGCCUUCAACAAUGACACCGGCUUUGUGGCGGCGCUGGACAAGGCGUGCGGUCGCUUCAUCAAUAACAACAGCGUCACCAAGCACCCCAACUCAUCCUCCAAGUCACCAGAACUCCUCGCCAAGUACUGUGAUCUACUGCUUAAGAAGUCGUCAAAGAACCCGGAGGAGGCUGAGCUGGAGGACACUUUGAACCAGGUGAUGAUUGUCUUCAAGUACAUCGAGGACAAGGAUGUGUUUCAGAAGUUCUACAGCAAGAUGUUGGCCAAGCGUCUGGUGCAGCACAUGUCGGCCAGCGAUGACGCCGAGGCCUCCAUGAUCUCCAAGCUCAAGCAGGCGUGUGGCUUCGAGUACACCUCCAAACUGCAGCGGAUGUUCCAGGACAUUGGCGUAUCAAAAGACCUUAACGACCAGUUCAAGAAGCACCUGGCCACCGGUAAUGAACCACUGGACCUGGACUUUGCCAUUCAGGUCCUCUCUUCAGGGUCAUGGCCCUUCCAGCAGUCCCAGACCUUCACUCUCCCACACGAGCUGGAGCGGAGUGUGUCGCGCUUCACCUCGUUCUACUCCGGGCAGCACAGCGGUCGCAAGCUCAACUGGCUCUUCCACUUGUCCAAGGGGGAAAUAGUCACCAAUUGCUUCAAAAACAGGUAUACGCUUCAAGCCUCUACCUUCCAAAUGGCUGUGCUGCUGCAGUUCAAUACUGCUGUGUCUUGGAGUGUUAGCCAUCUGCAGGAGAUGACGGGCAUUUCCCAAGACAUUCUCCUGCAAGUGGUGCAAAUCCUGCUGAAGUGCAAGCUGCUCAUCUCGGAGGACGAUGAGGACGUCUCCCUCGACUCCAGGGUGAACCUUUUCCUUGGCUACAAGAACAAGAAACUCAGAGUCAACAUCAACGUGCCAAUGAAGACAGAAAUGAAGAUUGAGCAGGAGUUGACCCACAAACACAUUGAGGAGGACCGGAAGCUGCUGAUCCAGGCGGCCAUUGUGCGGAUAAUGAAGAUGAGGAAAGUGUGCAAACACCAGCAACUCCUCAUGGAAGUACUCAAUCAACUCACUCCAAGAUUCAAACCCAGAGUACCCACUAUUAAGAGAUGCAUUGACAUUCUGAUCGAGAAGGAAUAUCUAGAAAGAAUAGAUGGGCAGAAGGACACGUACAGUUACCUUGCAUAAAUAAGGUAGAUAGUGUAAGUAGGGAAAAGAGGAAAACAAGGAGUGGCCAGGCCGGAAGCACAGUGUUGUCUGGGAGUGGGACUGUGCGUGUGGUGAUGUAUUACUGCAGGCCUUGCCAUCACCAGGGUUGUCUUUGGGCUGUGGGCUGUGGGAGGGUCUGGGGCGGGACGGGAUGGGAGGGUAGGAACAAGGAGUAUAAAGGGUAACUGUUCUUGCUUUGAGGCAGCACGUUUCAGGCAAGUCCACUGCUCCUAAGAUGCUUGUAACUGCUCACUCACACUUAAAAAAAUACAAAAUGAAAAAAAAAUGUGCCGGGGAGAAGCGUCCACUUGUAAUAUUAUGAAGUGGUGGACACUUUUUAUUCCCCUGCAAACUGUACUCUUGUUUUUUUUUCUCUUUUUUUCACACCUGGAAUUGGAUGAUGAUAAUGUUUUCCCCCAUGAAGGUGUGUUUGUUCCAGCAGGCUGAGCUGAGCCAAGUCGAGGCUUGCUUGUCGAUAUAUUACCGCUGCGUUCUCAUCUUUCUCCACCUUUGCCGGCUUGCUGAGUGCUUGUUUGUGCAGCGGCGGCAGGCAUGGCAGGGAGCGGUUCUUGGGUUCUCUCUCUCUCUCUCUCUCUCUCUCUCUCUCUCUCUCUCUCUCUCUCUCUCUCUCUCUCUCUCUCUCUCUCUGUCUGUCUCUCCGUCUGUCUCACGUGUUGUUGAUAGGAAAGCGAGUGUGAAGCAAGAGUCUCAUUCAGGUAGUGUGCAAAUCAGAGUUAUAUUGUUAUCACAUUUGUGUCUCCCUCCCCCACAUGAAAUAGUUCUUUUUUUUAUUAUUUUCAAUUCUCCUCAUGUACUAUUCCAGUGUCUGUCUGGUUGUAAGAGGCUUUAUCCUGUUCCUUAACAUCAAAGCAUUUUAUAAGAAUCAAGUCUUUCAUUCCCGGCUUGGGAAGUACACAGAUCCACUUGAACGGCAUUUGAAGGUUGGCGUCUGUCUGUCUGUCUGUCUGUAUGUGUGUCUGUGUGCCGAGGGGCUGGAGGGUGGAGGAUGAGGGUGGGGGGGAGGCCGGCCAAGACUCCCACAGCAGAGUAGGUGUUGAUAUUUUUGCAGCAACACAGCGUGGAUGAUUGUGAAGGGUGGUAGUAGCGUGCAGUUCCAUAUUUGUGUGCUGUAGCCCAUUGCAUACACACAUUAGUGUAUAAAUGCUCGUGCUGUGAUCUGAAUAUUAAGGUGGGCCAGGUCUGCCAGUAGUCCAAAGGGAAGAUUGUCAAUUGUUUUAAUUUGCAGGGGUUGAGUUAGGUUGAGUUGCUUUUGUUGGUGUGUUGGGUUGCCGGCGGUGUAGGAGUGGCGGUGUUGUGUCUCUCUCUUCCGUUGGUCACGCCAGGCCUUAAGACAGGUGUAAAUAUUUCAGUGACAGGUUUUUAUAGUCUACAACAAUUUAUUUGGUCGUGUAUAUCAAAUGUGCAUGGUAUUAAUCCCUAUUUUUUGAAGAUGUUUAACUUGUUCAUUCAUGAUUUACAUUCUGAGUGUCCACUAUUGCAGGGAAAACUUUCAAAAUUAUCAUGAGCAAAAGCCAGUGUCAGGUGCAUCAAAUAAGUAAGGUUACCAUUACCCAGUUACUAUUAUCCAGUCUACUGUUGUUAAAUAUUAAAAUAUCUAAGUUCCACCUUCAAAUUGACUCCUGUUUUAUUUCUUUGUAAGUUUACGGCAUCAGCGUCAAGACGUCUGCCUUAAGCUAGCCAGUAUUUUCCCCAAGAUACAACGCAUGUACCACUCACUGACUGACUGACUGAGUGGGUGAGUGACUGACUGAGUGGGUGGGUGAGUGAGUGAGUGAGUGAGUGAGUGAUCCGCCUACACUUGCACUACUACAGUGGUGUCACCGGACUGCUGACUGAAGUACCUGUUUGAUAUCUCGUGUCCAACAAACCGGCUUACCAUUAUGUUCCAGAGCCUAUGCCAAGCAGAGGCUCCACUCAAUAGUGUCAAUAAAGUUACCAUCACCACCACUAGUUUCUUGCCGACUUGGUGUUGUGAUGCAUCACUAGCACACCGGUGGCAGGACUGCUUCUUGAUCAUGCUCAUCACCUUCACCACCACACCAUGCCACACCACCACCAUGCUAGGUUUGUGAUGUAGUCAGUCAUAUCCAUGUUUGAGCUCAUUGAACAUUGUGUUUGAGAAGGUAUGGAGCUUUUAUCAGUGUAUAAUAAUCCCAAGGAAUAUAAUGGUGAUGAUCCAGUGUGUGGCUGUCCCUCAUAUCAUCACUACCUUGCUAUUCAAGCCAACAACUGUCAAACAAACAUUUCCUGUUCUGCUGUUAACCAAGAGUGAGAUUUGAUUAUGGAUCAAAGUGUACAUACAUGAACACCUUGGCUGGCCAUGUCAGUGCUCACCACACUACUUGUCUUGUGUUGACGCUGCUUUCUUGUGUCACCGAGGAGUGCUGGGCAGGGCGGCUCUGGUUUUAGGACCCGCGCGCUGCCGCCAACACGCUUGCUGGGCGGCUGCAGCGGCGGCAGCAGCCAGGGAGGGGCAGGGAGCAGCAGCAUUGUGUACAUACUGUAGAGUUUUUAUGUAAAUCCUUACGCUAUUGUAUCAACUGUUUUAAGAGUACCAUUUUCUGUUGGCUUAUGGGAUAGAAUAAAUUAUUUGAUGUUAAA
Molecule: messenger RNA, 5025 nt
Organism: Portunus trituberculatus (swimming crab)
Lineage: Eukaryota; Metazoa; Arthropoda; Malacostraca; Decapoda; Portunidae
Gene: Cul1
Product: cullin-1-like
Biological process (GO): protein ubiquitination; SCF-dependent proteasomal ubiquitin-dependent protein catabolic process
Cellular component (GO): SCF ubiquitin ligase complex
Molecular function (GO): ubiquitin protein ligase binding
Source: RefSeq, a predicted model, not a curated record